GGGAAAAAAUCAGUAAUUGUGUCUUAUUUACGACAUUCGUAGUUUGGACCGAAUUUUGCGUAAAAUUGGGUAGAAAUUGGAUUUGUUUGUUAUUUUAAUGUCACCAUAUUGUGAGGUGGAGACACACUUGAAGGAGUGCACCUUUGGCCUGUGUUCAGACGUCUGGACCUUUUCCUGGAAAAACGAUAACAAAGAGAACGGACAGAACCUUUUCCGCGGUUUCUGGUGAAAAACAAACAAGGUGUGAAAAUAACAAAAAAUGUGAAAAAAACACGCUGAAACAAAGGAAAGCAAAAUAAAUGAGCGAUUAAUAAAAUAAAAGAAAGCUGAUGAUUCUUUGAAGAAAGGCGAGGCGGAUCGAAGAAAAAACAACAACGAAUAGUUUCCGUUCGAGAAGAUCGCCAAAAAUCAGUUUUCCCGUCAAAAAUCGAAGUUGGAAGCGACGAGUUUGAAAAGGAAGCCGGCUCUCGUUAUCGAUGGAGGCGGAGGCGGCGGCGGCCGAAUCGAUUUGAGACGGGAGGAGUUUCCAGUCGGCAGUUGGGUUUCGGAAGAUAAGAGGAAACGGGGCUCGGUCUCUAAACGUAAAUAAACAGCGGAUCGGGAUUUGAAAAAGGGGAAAAAAGAGGAAAAGGAGAGCCGUUUCGAGGGGCGGCGGAGCGAGGAGAGCACGACUUGGCGACAGAUGAACCAAAGCAGGUGCCCCCAGGAGGCGACGGCGACUUGCCUUUCACUCGCCGAAGAUGUCAACAACUUGGAAACAGUCUCCAGGCUACUUUCAUCGCCCGAAACGGAGGAAGGAGACGAGAUGGUCAACUCGCAGCACUAUUGCCUGCGGUGGAACAACUACCAGUCCAACAUGACGUCCGUAUUUCACCAUUUGCUGCGGACGCAGGCUUUCGUCGAUGUCACCCUAGCUUGCAACGACCAAUCUCUAAAAGCACACAAGGUUGUUCUUUCUGCUUGUUCAUCGUACUUUCAGAAACUACUCUUGGAGAACCCUUGCAAGCAUCCUACCAUCAUUAUGCCGCAGGAUGUAUGCUUCACAGAUCUCAAGUUCAUAAUCGAAUUCGUAUACAAGGGGGAGAUCGACGUUUCCCAGGCCGAACUCCAAUCACUUUUAAAAACGGCCGACCAGUUGAAAAUAAAAGGUCUGUGUGAAGUCCCUGAUGGGAAGGAAGGCGCCGAGGUGACGCCGUUGCCGCAUAACACUUCCAGAAGGGGUCUUUCACUCCGCCAAAGACGUUUGGCCACUGCAAAGCGCCGGCUUCAAUACCGAGAACGCCUGAACCAUUCCAACCAGUCGAAUCUAAGCCAGAUGGAUUGCAUGGAUGUCGGUACGGUUAUGGAGGACUCGAAGGAACUGCCCUCGCUGGUCGUCGUUGACCCUAGCCAGGCAUCACUGGCCGACCAGGGGAUGAUCCUGGCCUCCAGCCCGAGGCAAUUAAUGCAACCCUCACACAACAAUAUCCAGCAAUCUCAGGUUCCAGUGGAAAACGGUGGAAAUGAUGAAAAUAUGGCUGAAAUGGGACGAGUACCGACACCUCCGUCAACUUUAGUCCCGACAUUGGAAAUACAACAAUCCGAAACUCACAGAGACGUUGCAGUGGAUUCUAGCGAUUUAGGAGUUGUGGAUAAUAAUGUAAAAGUCAAAUUUGAAACUUUGCGAGCGAUCGAACAAGAUCCCUUAGACAUGGAACAGAUAACGGAUCAAACGGUUCAAACAAACGAUGACGACCAUGGCAUGCACACUAUGAUGAUCACACCGGAACUACUCGGCCUCAUACCUUCAUCGAAUUCAGAUGGAAGUGAGGCUGGAAGCACCAAUGCCAAAAAUGGAAUCGGUUGUUCCAGUACAAAAACAUGGACGCAAGAGGACAUGGGAGCCGCUCUGGACGCUUUAAGAAACCAGACGAUGUCGUUGAGCAAAGCCUCGUUACAUUUUGGCAUCCCUUCGACUACUCUGUGGCAAAGGGCGCACAGGCUGGGAAUCGACACACCGAAAAAAGACGGGCCUACAAAAUCCUGGUCCGAAGAUAGUCUCAACACGGCAUUGGACGCUCUCAGGACUGGAUCUAUAUCGGCCAACAAAGCCAGCAAAGCUUACGGUAUACCGAGCAGUACGCUUUAUAAAAUUGCAAGAAGGGAAGGGAUUAGACUUGCCGCUCCGUUCAACGCCGUUCCGACAGCAUGGGUUCCAGAAGAUUUAGAAAGGGCUCUCGAGGCGAUUCGAUCAGGACAGUUUACCGUUCAACGGGCAGCUACAGAGUUUGGAAUCCCUUCUGGUACGUUGUACGGGAGGUGUAAACGAGAAGGAAUAGAACUAUCUCGAAACAACCCGACACCUUGGUCGGAAGAUGCCAUGCUCGAUGCUUUAGAAGCUGUUCGAAAUGGCCAGAUGAGCAUAAACCAGGCGGCGAUACACUACAACUUACCUUACUCUUCGCUCUACGGCCGUUUCAAACGUUGUAAAUACGAGGCGGAGGGUCUUAGUUCGGGCGGGGAGAUGGAAAACGAUCAGCCCAUGAUACACCAGCAGCAACAGUCCCAAACGCAGCAACCGCAGACGCAGUCGCAAGCUCAAUCGCAGCCCCAGGCUCAACCUCCACAGGCUCAGACUCAGCAACCGCAGGCUCAGCCGCAGAUAAUGCUCGUACAGUACCAACAACCGCUGCAGAUGUAUCAAUCGGCCACAUGAGUAUUGCAGCCUGCGGCGCAUUUGUAUAUAUCUUAGGGAAUGUGCGCCCUGGGCGGUAAACAAGAAAAAUAAGGAAAAAAAAGAAAAAAAAAGAAAGAAAAAAGGAGUUUCUGUGGGAAUAACAACUUGAUUAAUUUGAUGUUUUUAUUUAUUAAAAUUAUUUGCGUUUUUAUUGUUUAUUGUUUAAAAUUUGUAGUUUCUUUUAUAAGAGAAGGUUUAGCAAUUAUUAUAAAUUUAAAAUAAUUUCAGAAAUUCGGUUUGAAUUGAUAUAUCAUUCUAGAUUCAAAUUUCAAACUCAACAACCAAAUGUAAUUUUGAAAAUGUUUUUUUUUUUUUUUACUAUUUUGUGUUUGUUUCACAUAGCGGCAUAUUUUUAAACGAUCAUAUAUUAACUUGUAAUGAUAGUGCUCUCUCAGUAAUCCAAAUUUCUGCAGGAGAGUAUUCGGUACUGAAAAAUUUGGAUACAGAGGGUGUUAAAAAAAUAUGUACAAUAAAACAAAUUUCGACACA
Molecule: messenger RNA, 3205 nt
Organism: Cimex lectularius (bed bug)
Lineage: Eukaryota; Metazoa; Arthropoda; Insecta; Hemiptera; Cimicidae
Product: protein tramtrack, beta isoform-like
Exons: 11
Coding region: 683-2695 (670 amino acids)
Biological process (GO): regulation of transcription by RNA polymerase II
Cellular component (GO): nucleus
Molecular function (GO): DNA binding; protein binding
Source: RefSeq, a predicted model, not a curated record